This is a messenger RNA of Stegastes partitus (bicolor damselfish), 1842 nucleotides long. RefSeq names its product premelanosome protein b (gene pmelb). The transcript is spliced from 12 exons. Gene Ontology annotation, biological process: melanosome organization. Gene Ontology annotation, cellular component: plasma membrane; melanosome. Bases 1 to 1842 code for a protein of 613 amino acids. Lineage: Eukaryota; Metazoa; Chordata; Actinopteri; Pomacentridae. The record is from RefSeq and is a predicted model, not a curated record.
AUGUGGACGUCUGCUGUGCUGCUGGUGCUGCUGCUGGCAGCGGCUUCUCAAACCGCCGCGAAGCCCAAGAACCGCUUCACUCGUUACCCGUCAUGGAACACCAAGAUGUAUCCGAUCUGGAAGGACGGAGACCCGCGAUACAGAGACUCCUGGAAAGGUGGAAGAGUGAUUUUCAACGUGGGAAAUGACUCGCCGACUCUGACCGGAGCCAGAGUGACCUUCACCAUCGACCUGGAGUUCCCUCACAACCAGAAGGUGCAGCCGGACGGAGACGUGGUUUGGGCUGAAGACUGCAUAGUUAACGGAACAAAGUACCGCCAGUCUGAACCAGUUUACCCGACACAGAGCGCGGACUGGGAGGCAGUUUUCCCCGAUGGGACGCCGGUGAAGAAGGACAAGAAGCCGGCGUACGUGUUCGUCUGGAAGACGUGGGGUCAGUACUGGCAGGUUGCAGACGGGCCGUCCUCCUCUCUGACGAUCGGCACCGACGACAUCCCUCUGGGCUCCUACACCAUGGACAUCGUCAUCUACCACUACCGCAGCAAGGAGAAGUUCAUUCCUCUGGGAUACGCCUCCACCCAGUUCUCCAUCACCGAUCAGAUCCCCUUCGCCGUCUCUCUGGACCAGGUGAACGACAUCGUGGCCGGAGACAUGCGCUUCAUCCAGAACCGGGCCAUCGCCUUCACCAUCACCCUCCACGACCCCAGCCAGUACCUCAGCAACGCCGACAUCACCUUCAACUGGGACUUUGGAGACGAGAGCGGAGCCCUGAUAUCCAGAGAGCUGACCGUCACUCACACCUACAUCAGCUCCGGUUCGUUCAAGCCUCAGGUGGUGAUCCAGGCGGUCAUCCCCGACAAGGCCUGCGACCCCCCAACCGACAAACCGACCAAGGCCCCCGGUCCGCCCUCUGACCAGGGCACCACAGUUAAAGCUCCUGCACUGGUGUCUGCUGUUCCUUUACUGGUUUCCACCAAGUCAGUCGGUCUGAACGUCAACAUGGUUCCAUCAGACACAGAAGAAGACACCACCGAGGAUGAGGCCUCCACCGCCUCGGCGACUCAACCUGCCCUGGAAACGGUGGCCAAGACUCCAUCACCGGUCAACCAGCUGCCUGCUGACAAUCAGGUGGAGAACAAACUGCCAGCAGAUGCAAAGCGAACAGUGACGCUGACAGGAAGAGCGACAGUCAUCGCUGUAGCUAAGAGGGAUGCUGAUGAUAAACCUGCUGACGAUGACUGUGUGAUUUAUCGAUACGGCUCCUUCUGCACUGGCAUCGAAGUAUUUGAGGCCAUUGAAAAAGUAGAGAUUGUACAAAUGGACAACAACGUGAUGGCAACACCUGGAAUGAACAAAAAUGUUUUGGAUAUCACUGUCACCUGCCAGGGAAGUCUCCCAAAAGAAGUGUGCAGCGUGAUUCUGGACGCAGAGUGCCUGAGGCCCAUUCACACAGCCUGCAACAUGGUGGAGCCGUCCAAAGAGUGCCAGCUGGUGCUGCGUCACUUCUUCAAUGACUCCGGUGUCUACUGCAUCAAUGUUUCCAUGGCCAAUGAUGUCAGCUUAGCAGCCACCAGCGCCAAAGUCAAUGUUGACAUGGGCUCCGGGCUGUCCUCCUCUGGUACCAUCGCCAUGCUGUUGGGUGUCCUGGUACUCAUUCUAGCGCUGGCAGUAGUGGCUUAUUCUUACAAGCGAUUUAAGUCCUACCGUCCUCUGAAGGAAGACAUCGCUGCAUCUGGAGGCCCACAGCCCGGCAGCUCAUCCGGAGCCUCGAUGUUCUGGAACCUCCUGAACCGACGAGGAACUAUCGAUGACUGCCCGUUGCUGCAGGAUCGACCAGUGUGA